Molecule: messenger RNA, 1531 nt
Organism: Rhododendron vialii
Lineage: Eukaryota; Viridiplantae; Streptophyta; Magnoliopsida; Ericales; Ericaceae
Product: GATA transcription factor 12-like
Exons: 2
Coding region: 161-1237 (358 amino acids)
Biological process (GO): positive regulation of DNA-templated transcription
Cellular component (GO): nucleus
Molecular function (GO): sequence-specific DNA binding; zinc ion binding
Source: RefSeq, a predicted model, not a curated record
UCUUUCUCUCCACUUCUCUCUCUCCUCCAAAAACAUUACUACCAAUUCUUCACCACACUCUCUCUACAAACCCAUCUCCCAUCUCUCUCCUCUCCCUUUCUCUCUCAACCCUCCUCUCCCACCUCUAACUCCUUCCUCCAGAAUUUCCAAAAAGCGUCAAAUGGAAAAUCCAGAGUUCUACCAAGGACCUGCAGGAUACUACACCAACGCCCAAUUCACUCCGGAAAAGCGCCAUUCCGACACCAAAUCCGCCGCCGGCGACCAUUUCAUCGUCGAGGACCUCCUCGAUUUCCCCAACGACGAUGCCGUCGUUUUUGACGGGAAGUACGACCCCGUCACUGGAACCUCCGCUGACUCUUCUGCCGUAACCGCCGUCGACAGCUGCAAUUCCUCAUUCUCCGGCGGCGAACCUCACUUUUCCGGCGACAUUGGUUGCCGGAGCUUCGCUGAUGCUCAGUUCUCUAACGACCUCUGCGUCCCGUAUGAUGAUUUAGCUGAGCUGGAGUGGCUAUCCAACAUCGUGGAAGAGUCAUUUUCGAGCGAGGACUUGCAAAAGCUGCAGCUUAUAUCGGGCAUGACUUCGGGGCGGGCGGCUGAGGGAUCAUUCGAAACCACUCGCGAAUUCAACCCGGACGCAACCACCCAUAACAACUCCAUAUUCCAUCCCGAGGUUUCGGUUCCGGGUAAGGCCCGUAGCAAGCGUUCGCGCGCCGCCCCAUGCAACUGGGCCUCCCGCCUCUUGGCCCUCUCCCCUACCUCCUCUGAAUCUGGUGAAAUCGGACACAACUCCUCCGGCACUGGCAGCAGCAGCAGCAACAACAAGACAGUCCUACUCAAACCAAAGAAGAAAGAAGGCGGAGAAAACCUGUCCCAUGGGCCCGAUAGCGCCGGCGAUGGGAGGAAGUGCUUGCAUUGCGCCACCGACAAGACCCCGCAGUGGAGGACCGGGCCCAUGGGCCCCAAGACCCUCUGCAACGCUUGCGGGGUCCGAUACAAGUCCGGCAGGCUCGUGCCCGAGUACCGUCCCGCGGCCAGCCCGACGUUUGUGCUGACCAAGCACUCCAAUUCGCACCGUAAAGUGAUGGAGCUCCGGCGGCAGAAGGAAGCCUAUAGGGCCCACCAACUGCAGCCGGGGCAGUUUCUUCAUCAGGAUCGCAUAGAUUUUGAAGGAUUGGACGGUACUGAUGAUUACUUGAUCCACCAGCAUAUCGGGCCCGAUUAUCGGCAGCUGAUCUAGAAUAUUGUGCCCGGUAGUCCGGGGCAAUAGUGAAGAAAUUCUUUAGGGAAUUACUUCCUUUUUUUUUUUUUUUUUUCCAAUUUCCUACGAUGGUUUGUUCCUAACUUUCAAAUUUUGUAGUUUUUGAUUUGACAAUUUGAUUCUUAGAAAACAAGGAAGGAGGAUUAGAUUAGGGGGAAUGUGUAGACUCUCUAAUGUCCUUUGAGUACUUUCUUCUCAAGCCAAAAUGGGCAUAUUCUUGAACCAAACCAAUUUUCUUUAUUUAUUUAGACAAGUAUUUACUAUCUCCAUGGG